Molecule: messenger RNA, 1901 nt
Organism: Panicum virgatum (switchgrass)
Lineage: Eukaryota; Viridiplantae; Streptophyta; Magnoliopsida; Poales; Poaceae
Product: myb family transcription factor IPN2-like
Exons: 6
Coding region: 391-1470 (359 amino acids)
Molecular function (GO): DNA binding; DNA-binding transcription factor activity
Source: RefSeq, a predicted model, not a curated record
GGAGAAGACUCCUAGAGAGAGAAAGCGAAGAAAGAGAUAGCAGGCGGAUGGAGGAGGGAGAAAAGAACAAACUAAAGCCACCCCGGGCAAAAGAGAGAGAAAGCUAGAAAGAAGGCUCCCCUCUCAAACGUAACACAAGCUAGCUAGCCAGCAAUCGAGCAGACGGUAGUGAUCAAGGCGCGGCCAGGCUGCAGCUAGCGGGCAGCCAGCAGCCAUACAAGGCCCUGGUCCUCGUUCUACGCGCCCCGGCCGCGAACCCUAUUCCUUGUUCUUGAAUCUCUCAUCCCCAAUCCUACACACCAGCUGAGAGAGGAGAGAGAAUUAAUUCGGGAGAUCUAGAGAGAGAGAACGGGAGGAGCGAGGUGCGCGCGUGGAAGGGGGGAGAAUAGAAUGUUCCCUUCCAAGAAGGCCACUAGCGUCGCUGCCGCAGCCGCUGCCGUGAGCUCAAAUGAUAGGCCGGUGUGCGUGCAGGGAGACUCGGGGGCGGGGCUCGUCCUCACCACCGACCCCAAGCCCCGCCUCCGGUGGACGGUCGAGCUCCAUGAGCGCUUCGUCGACGCCGUCACGCAGCUCGGCGGCCCGGACAAGGCGACUCCAAAGACUAUCAUGAGGGUCAUGGGAGUGAAGGGACUUACUCUCUACCACCUCAAGAGCCACCUCCAGAAAUUUAGGUUAGGGAAGCAGCCGCACAAGGAGUUCAACGAUCACUCAGUUAAGGAUGCUGCGGCGAUGGAGAUGCAACGAAACGCCGCCUCUUCUUCAGGCAUAAUGGGAAGAAGCAUGAAUGACCGCAGCGUGCACAUGAAUGAGGCUAUCAGAAUGCAAAUGGAAGUCCAGAGAAGGCUACAUGAGCAACUAGAGGUGCAAAAGCACCUCCAGAUGAGGAUUGAAGCCCAGGGGAAGUACAUGCAGUCCAUCCUGGAGAAAGCCUACCAGACCCUCGCCUCCGGCGACGUCACGGCGUGCCCGGCCGCUUACAAAUCCCUAGGCAACCAGGCGAUUCUCGACGUCUGCUCCCUCAAGGACAUCGGCCCUUCCAUGGGCUUCGCUUCCCUGCAAGACCUUCACAUGUACGGGGGCGGCCACCUGGACCUGCAGCAGCAGAUGGAGCGGCCAAUGGAGGCCUUCUUCGCCAACUGCGACAUUGGCUCGCUGGGGAAGAAGAGGCCCAACCCUUACGCUGCCGGCAAGAGCCCGAUGAUGUGGGGCGACGACGACGAGCAGGGCAAGGGCAUCGACCAGCUGCAGAUGGCGCCGCCGAUGAUGGACGCCGGCAUCGACGUCAUGGACUCCAUCGCCGACGUGUACGGCGAGGCGAAGCCCAUGCUGUCCGGCGACUCCACGGGGAGCAAGGGCUGCUUCGACGGCAAGCUUGAGAGGCCAUCGCCGCGGCGGCCGUACAUGGGCAAUGAGAGGAUGGGCAGCCCGUCGGUGCUCGGAGGCCAGACGAGGAACCUGUCCUACGGGUAAUUAACUAGCUCAUCACUGAUUAACCAGCAGUCCUUAACUUGCGGUGAAAUUAAAUUAAAGCAGGCGAUUAUUACAUAUUAAUUAACCCGUGCAUGGCUACAAAUUAAAUAAGUAUAGCUGGAUCAGAAUGGGAUACAACGGGGAUACAUAUAUAGCAGAUAUAUAUGUGUCAUUGAUCAGGAUGAUCUUAUUGUGGUGCAUCACUUGUUGGAUGAUGCUCCAAGAUUAUCUAUUUUGAAGAGACGUACCCAAGUUCUAUGUAAUUGCUGUGUUCUUGAGAUGGUUGUAAAUGCAUGUGUAACUUAUUAAUUGGUAAUUUUGCAUGCUGAGGGAAAACAAGCUUUCAUUGAUCUGAGGCAUGUACAUUGUAUCGAAGAACAUGUCAACGGAACUUUCUGAUCAUAACUUGUAUAUUGUACUGAUUAAUUCUU